Messenger RNA from Camelina sativa (false flax), 1059 nucleotides. The record is from RefSeq and is a predicted model, not a curated record. NCBI's taxonomy places the organism in Eukaryota, Viridiplantae, Streptophyta, Magnoliopsida, Brassicales, Brassicaceae.
AUGUUUGAUGUCUCCGGCCACAGUGAUGGCACUCUCCUUCCCACCAGUGAUGCUGAUGCGGUCUGGUACAAGCGUGACGGUCUCGUCAAACUCUGGAUCUAUGGCACCCACGCUCUACCUCUGUUUCACUCCUCCUUCAAAACCGGUGGCUCUGCUCGCGACAUUUGGCUUCGCGUGGAGAAUCAAUUCCGAAACAAUAAAGAGGCUCGUGCAAUCCAGCUUGACAAUGAGUUACGCACAAUGGAGAUCAAAGAUCUCUCCAUUCGUGACUAUUUCCAGAAGAUCAAGUCUGUUGCUGAUCUCCUUGCCAACGUCGAUGCUGCUGUCAAUGACCGAAACUUGGUGAUGUAUCUCCUCAAUGGAUUGAAUGAAAAAUUUGAUAACAUUCUCAAUGUUAUCAAACACAAAGAACCUUUUCCUUCUUUCGACGUUGCCAAGUCGAUGCUCGAACUCGAGGAGAAUCACCUCAAGAAGGUGACUCGUUCAUCUGCUGCUCACCAUGACCACUCCUCCUCCUCCACGGCUCUCACUGUGACUGCCCCUUCCCAACAAUCUGUUUCAAAUCGCUCGCGGUUCAACAACAACAACAGAGGAAAACGGUUUAACAUCCGUGGCAGAGGUGGUCGUGGUAACAACACCGGCUCCAAUCGUCCGUCUUGGGGUUCUCAAUGGCCUCAUGGUCGUUUCCCUCAUUCUGCGUCCUCAUCACACCCACAUCCACCUCAGGCCAACUUUGUGGAGUUUCAGCAGCUGAUGCAGUCCUAUGUAACCGAGUCUCUCAAUGAUCCCUCUGCAUCUGACUGGUUCAUGGACACUGGCACCACCGCCCAUCUCACACCAACCGCAGGUAUCGUCAACUCUACUCUUAAUAGUAGCACCACUAAUUCUGUCAUUGUUGGUAAUGGUUCUUUGAUUCCUGUCACUUCCUCUGGCAACACCACCUUUUCCACCCAAACCAAACCUCUCCACCUCAAAAAUGUUCUUGUUGCACCCAACAUUGUCAAAAAUCUCAUUUCUUGUGAAGGAUCUUCCAAGUCGGAUACCUCUGCUCCGCUGUGA